Molecule: messenger RNA, 6592 nt
Organism: Fukomys damarensis (Damara mole-rat)
Lineage: Eukaryota; Metazoa; Chordata; Mammalia; Rodentia; Bathyergidae
Gene: Nr2c2
Product: nuclear receptor subfamily 2 group C member 2
Exons: 14
Coding region: 139-1992 (617 amino acids)
Biological process (GO): positive regulation of embryonic development; positive regulation of transcription by RNA polymerase II; anatomical structure development
Molecular function (GO): nuclear receptor activity; zinc ion binding; RNA polymerase II cis-regulatory region sequence-specific DNA binding
Source: RefSeq, a predicted model, not a curated record
GAAGCUAUGCGUGACAUGGAGCAUGGUCAUGGUGGAGGGUGAAACCAAGCUUACCGUGGUGCCUCUGGCUGCAGAUUCAGCUCACACAGUUCUGUCAAGGUCCCGUGUGCACGGACCCCGUGGCCGGAAGCUCCAGGGAUGACCAGCCCCUCCCCGCGCAUCCAGAUCAUCUCCACAGACUCCACGGUUGCCUCGCCCCAGCGCAUCCAGAUUGUGACGGACCAGCAGACAGGACAGAAGAUCCAGAUUGUCACCGCAGUGGACGCCUCAGGCUCCUCCAAGCAGCAGUUCAUCCUGACCAGCCCCGAUGGCGCUGGCCCUGGGAAGGUGAUCCUGGCUUCCCCAGAGACACCCAGUGCCAAGCAGCUCAUCUUCACCACCUCAGAUAGCCUGGUCCCUGGCAGGAUCCAGAUCGUCACGGAUUCGGCGUCCGUGGAGCGCCUGCUGGGGAAGGCCGAGGUCCAGCGGCCGCAGGUGGUGGAGUACUGUGUGGUCUGCGGCGACAAAGCCUCGGGCCGGCACUAUGGGGCCGUCAGCUGCGAAGGCUGCAAGGGCUUCUUCAAACGGAGCGUGAGGAAGAACCUGACCUACAGCUGCCGCAGCAGCCAGGACUGCGUGAUCAAUAAGCACCACCGCAAUCGCUGCCAGUUCUGCCGGCUGAAGAAGUGCCUGGAGAUGGGCAUGAAGAUGGAGUCUGUGCAAAGCGAGCGGAAGCCCUUUGACGUACAGCGGGAAAAGCCGAGCAACUGUGCAGCUUCCACGGAGAAGAUCUACAUCCGGAAGGACCUGCGGAGCCCCCUGAUAGCCACACCCACGUUUGUGGCUGAAAAGGAUGGUGCAAGCAGACAGCCAGGUCUCCUGGACCCAGGGAUGCUCGUGAACAUCCAGCAGCCCCUGAUCCGAGAGGAUGGCACGGUGCUCCUGGCCGCAGACUCCAAGGCCGAGACAAGCCAGGGAGCCCUGGGCACACUGGCAAACGUUGUGACCUCCCUGGCUAACCUGAGUGAAUCCUUGAACAAUGGCGACACUUCAGACAUCCAGCCAGAGGACCAGUCUGCGAGCGAGAUCACCCGGGCAUUUGACACUUUAGCCAAAGCACUUAACACUGCGGACGGCACCUCACCCCCUAGCUUGGCGGAUGGGCUGGAUGCCAGUGGAGGAGGUGGCAUCCACGUCAUCAGCAGGGACCAGUCAACACCCAUCAUUGAGGUUGAGGGCCCACUGCUCUCAGAUACACAUGUCACGUUCAAGCUAACAAUGCCCAGCCCGAUGCCCGAGUACCUCAACGUGCACUACAUCUGCGAGUCGGCGUCACGCCUGCUCUUCCUGUCCAUGCACUGGGCGCGCUCCAUCCCAGCCUUCCAGGCACUGGGGCAGGACUGCAACACCAGCCUGGUGCGGGCCUGUUGGAACGAGCUCUUCACCCUUGGCCUGGCCCAGUGUGCACAGGUCAUGAGCCUGUCCACCAUCCUAGCCGCCAUCGUCAACCACCUACAGAACAGCAUCCAGGAAGAUAAGCUAUCAGGUGAGCGUGUGAAGCAGGUCAUGGAGCACAUCUGGAAGCUGCAGGAGUUCUGCAACAGCAUGGCACGGCUGGAGAUAGACGGCUACGAGUACGCAUACCUUAAAGCUAUAGUUCUCUUUAGCCCCGGGAAUCUGCCGAUGCACCUCCCAAACGCAGAGGGGAACUUGGGGUCCUUUCCUGUUCCAGACCACCCAGGUCUGACGGGCACAAGCCAGAUUGAGAAGUUCCAGGAGAAGGCCCAGAUGGAGCUGCAGGACUAUGUGCAGAAGACCUACUCCGAGGAUACGUACCGAUUGGCCCGAAUCCUCGUCCGCCUGCCGGCACUCAGGCUGAUGAGCUCCAACAUCACAGAAGAACUCUUUUUUACCGGCCUCAUUGGCAACGUUUCGAUAGACAGCAUAAUCCCUUACAUCCUCAAGAUGGAGACGGCAGAGUACAAUGGCCAGAUAACCGGGGCCAGCCUAUAGGCACUGCGCCCUGCCAGCAGGGGCCCUCGUACCCCAGAAGACAGCAGCGGAGUCCGGUAUGUGCAGAUGUUUCUAUGUCAGCCACUCCCCACCUGGCUUCUUACUGUAACCCCAGGCAGUCAAGACUAAAGACUAGGAUCCUUUCCUGCCGUGAGAAACAUUCUCAUGCCUUUUGAUGAAGCAUCCGACUUUGGAACAGUCUUUUAACUCAAUUUGUAUUUAGAAUUUCUCAAAGGGCAAAAAACAAAAAUGAAGUUUUAUAAUGUCAGAGACUAGUAUUAAAACUAAAAGAACCUGCCAGGGAUUUGGCUCAGUGGUUCUGCUGCCUGCCUCGCAAGCGCAAGGGCCCAAGUUCGAUCCCUGGUAUAAAAAAACAAAAAACUAAGAGAACAGUAUGCUUGUAAAUAUAUGAAAUUGACCUUGGAAUUAUAGCUACUAAUUACCAGGGUAACAACAUUAGCACUUUCUAAGCACUUCUUAUCAGAAUCUGUGAUGUUAGCAGCAUCUUGCCUGUGGGCAGGGCAAAUGGAAAACUGUCUCUAAUGAGAUGCUCAGGAUCUCUGGAAACAGGAGACAAUCAAGUGUUGAAGGAAGAGAGGAAGGAUCAUUCCUAAUUGUGUGCACAUCCUUGUCAAGAGUGCGUCACGACAUCCAUGGGAGUGUGGUGGCCCAAUGGCCAGGACCCAAACCAGAAGCCACCAGCCACAGGCUGAGACUUGUCGCGUUCCUGGUCUGUAACAGUAUCUGCAGACUGCCAGAACCUGGGUUCUGUGUUGAAGAUGGGACUCAGCAUCAGAGUGCGGCCUGGCAGACCUUCACCCAACUCCACAGGCACCAGAAACAUCCUCACCACCGUGCAUAGCAGCUGAGCUCCCAACCCGUCGUGCAUAGCAGACACUCAGGACCUUGAUGGCCCUUGGAACUGUCCAAAUGGCUUCUGUUCCACUCCCCUCCCAGUGCCCCUGAAAAGGGCAUGUGUGUCUCUGAGGCACUGGAAUCGUGCGCCUGGACAGAGCUGUGCCUGACCUGUGUGGCAGGAGGCAUCAGGAUGGUUCCUUGCUUUUGGUUAACAUGGGGGACCCUCUCAGUGUCCCCAUACUGGUCUUCUCUUCCACAGCCUUUCAAGUUGUUUUACUCAAUGGAUACGGCAGCAACCUCCAUUCCAGAGGCCAUGCUCACUCUUCUCAAAAAUGACAGUGACUGCGGUUUACAGCCAGAGCAGACUCCUGGACUGUACCGGGCAUCCUGUGUUUCUGUCUGGGCCGGAAUAAGAAAGCCCUUCCUGUAGGGUAAGGUUAGCGUCUGUUGGGCCUUGGAUCAAAUCUGGCUUUGCAGAGCCCCCGGCCACAAGGAUAUUGGCUCCAGGCACCACAGAGGGUCCUGAGGGUUGCCAGCUGCUGCUGGUCAUGCUCAUGGGAACUACUGAGUGUGCACAGCAUCUCUGGCUCCUGAAUUCCCACGUGGAUUUUGGAGUGUCGUCACAAGUCAGACCUCGGAGGCAGGUGUUAGGGAUAUCUGGUGGCCAGUAUAAAACGAUGAUGUAAUUUUGCCAGUUUAAAGUAUGUUUUAGUUUUCUAACCCCAGAGUGUUUUAAAUUUUAAAGUUUAAAAGACUGCCCGGGACCGAGGGGUUUGAUGAGUUCCUUGCUCUGCCUGUGAGGGAUUCCAUUUGAGGCACUGCCAGAGGCAGUGUGUCCUAUCUCUACAGCUCACAGAUGCCCUCAUCGUGUUCCUCGGGGUCUGGUGUGAGCACCCAAGAGGGAUAAGGGAUGAGGGACACGCAGAGCUCAGGGACACAGCACUGAAAGAGUGGCUUCGUGUGGGAAGCUGCUGACCGACCAGUACUAGCUGAUUCCAGGGUCAUGGGACAUCCCAGCCUCCCUGGCCUUGCUCUGCAGUGGCCCUGUCUUUCAGGGUCACAUCACAUGCCCAGCCUUGAUGCUCAAAGUCAUUUCCAACCUCCAACUGUGUGUCCAUCCCUUCCUCACCAGGAGUAAGUGGGGACAUCCUGGGCCUAUGAGGAGGGACAGCCCUCAGUGGGGGAACAUGGCCUGGCAGCUGUUUCAGGCACAUGCAGUCACUUCCUGGCCACGUGGCUCUUGCCGGAAGCAUUUCAAACAGUGCUGCAUUAGGACACGUGUGGUACACGUGUGGCAAUCAUUACUACAGGCAUAAACAGAAGAGAACAGAGGAAAAGACUGAACUCCUUUGGCAGUAGUUCUCCAGUUCCUCCUGGAAGGUACCUACAGAGGUGUGUCAGUCCUAGUGUGCAACGUGUACAUACGUAGAGGGGAGCUGCUUUAUUGUCCAUCCUCUGCCGUAGCCUGGCAUGGGGUCUUUGGUUCUUUUGGUUUAACUUCAGGGUAAGCACCUAUGCUCUGCCCUCACAGGCUGACAUCCGGUGAGUCAGUAUUAGAGGCAGCUCUGUUAGGAGAUGGCCCCUGCAUCCACACUGUGCACACCCUAGCAGGGGGCCAAGAAUCUCAGGCUCUGAGGUAGUGAGUGCUUCCCUCAGGAGCAUCCUGGAGUGCCAUCUCUGGGUCCAGUCCUGGGACCUAUUGUCCCCAGAGUCCCAGAGCUCACUUGUCUGCUUUCUAGUGUGAACCUCUGACAUGUGGCGUGGCACUGGCACUCUCGCAUCCAGGCAUGAAGGGUACCAUCUGACACCCCUUUGGCCAGCCACUCCCUCUGCCCAGGUUGGCGUCUAGAUCAUGUCAUUCCUAGGAAACAUCUAGAGCCAGCCUCCAACCAGGCAGGGCCAGGCCACAUCCACAAUGUGUACAGUGUACAAAGAAAGCAUGCAUCUGUGUACAGAGGUGUAUAUUAUGUGUACAGGUUCGGCCAUCACCUAGCCUCUGCAGUGACAGCUUGGAUGUCCAAGGUACAGGUGUCCAGGGGACUGUGAGAAGGGCCAGGACCCGGGAGGAACUCAGGUGUGGUCUACCAAGGGCACUGGUCUGCACCCGCCACGUCCUAGGGGCCAAGGCAAGGGAAGAGACUGUAAAGCCCAACAGCUAGGGCUGGGUGGUGGCUUUUUCUGCACCAGCUCCUUGCCUGACUGAAGGAUCUUGGUGACAGCCAGCGGCCUGUCUGCUGAGCCACUCCAGGGUGGCAGCAUCAGUGUGCCCACUGUGCUGGGCCAUCAGAUGAACCCAGCGCCUGGCACAACACCUGCUGCCAGCUCAGUGUAGUGGCCCCAAGUCUACACAUCUUAAAUCAAUUCUCCAACUGCGCAUAUUCAAAUGAGACACACUGACAAUUUCUUUCUGUAAAUUAAAGUUUGCAUUCUAGGGAUUAAAAACUCCAUUUUAAUAUGGAUACAUUUUUCCUUUAAAAGUACAGAUGCCAGGGCCCGGGAAUUAGCCUAGUGGUUCUGCCACUUGCUUUGCAAGCACAAGGUUCUGAGUUCAAUCCCGGUACUAAAAAAAAAAAAAGUACAGAUGCCAAUUUUCUUCACCAGAUCUGUCAUGCUUUCUCCCUGUAACCAUCUUUCCCUGAAACUCGGGACCUGCAGAUAGAUAGCUCAGUUCCUGGGAGCCUCAGGUCUGAAUUAAGCUGGCCCAGCUAGAAAUUCCACACGGCCACAACACUCAGUGCCUUUUGUGAGACAUGGGUCGCUGAACCUUCUGCGUCCCUGUUCUGAUGUCAUGUGAGCUUCCUCAGAGUCCUGAUCCCCACCGUGAUUGCUAGAUCUUGCCCAGGCCCCUGUGACAAUCACAUUAAAUAAACUGGCUUCCCAGUCAAUAAGGGGAAGGCUGAGUGUCUCUGAAUGACUUUAAAAUAUCCUUUUUGGGGCUGUUACAUUAGCAACCUAAUAACAAACAGGGAGCUCAAAAUAUCUUUGGGGGAAAAGAAAUAUGAGACAUUUUAAAUGUCCAGCUAUACUUUCAUUUAAGAAGGUAGUAAUUUUGGUCUCGAUAUUUACACACACAAGUCCCCAACACCAUUUCCCAAUUGAGAGAGUGCUUUAGUUUAAUGUAGAGGUAACAUCAGCAAGGGGCAGACUGACAACAAAGCCAGCUCUUCGUGAAGAAAGGACCCUUCUAACACUGUCACUUCGUUGGCCGUAGUGUUGCUCAUGGAUUCAACACUGCCACCACUCAUGACUCAAUGCUGGAACCUUUUUCUACCCUGAAACCAGUGUUCAGCUAGUUUUAUACCCGAAAAAGCUGCACCUCUUCCUUAGCACCACCCAUAGUCCUUGCUAUAGUUUGGCCCUCUGUUAACAUGUAGCUGUAUCGCCAGUCCCUUUGAGACGAUGUCUGUUAAAAGGAGAACUGGGUGUUAGGUUUUCUUGGGACCGUUUCUGUAACCUCUGCCCUUCACAAGAUAGAAAAUACUGUUCAUGCCAUUACCUUUUAAUACCAGGUUCCAAACCUGCUGGAAGCUGUGGCUUUACAUAGCUUCCUUCCUGUACGAAUCAGCUUUGUUAAGUGAUGGCAUUUAAAAACUAGCAUGUUCUUUUUAAAGUGGAUUUUAUAUCUAAUCAGUGUCUUCAGUCUUGAAGAAUCUACAUUGUUGUGUUUGUACAUAGAGUGUCGCAGUGCAUGAGUUAGCUUUAUGCAUUUUAUUAAAUGCUGUUCCAAUGUGGCAUUACUGUU